This is a messenger RNA of Mycetomoellerius zeteki, 1092 nucleotides long. RefSeq lists its product as uncharacterized. The record is from RefSeq and is a predicted model, not a curated record. The coding region runs from base 1 to 1092 and encodes 363 amino acids. Lineage: Eukaryota; Metazoa; Arthropoda; Insecta; Hymenoptera; Formicidae. The transcript is spliced from 5 exons.
AUGACAAGACUUACAGUGGAACAGAUUGAAGAACUGCUCAAUUUGUUACACCCUGCUUUAACAAAAGCUAGUAUGCGAGAAUUUUUGCAUCCUGAAUUCCGUCUAGCAUUUACAUUAUGCUUUCUAGCAUCGGGGGACAGCCUUAAUUCAAUGGCCAGAUACUGGCGCAUAGGCAAAUCAACAAGUUAUAAAAUAGUUAUAGAAACAUGCAAUGCCAUUUGGCAAUGUCUUAAGAAAACGUAUUUGAAGCAACCUUCUGAAGAAGAGUGGAAAAAUAUUGAAAAAUGCUUUUAUGAACGAUGGGAUUUUCCAAACUGUAUCGGGGCUUUGGAUGGAAAGCAUAUCCGUGUGCAAUGUCCGCCCAACUCUGGCUCAGCAUACUAUAACUAUAAAGGAUACUACAGUCUAGUAUUAGCCACAUGUGACGCAAAUUAUGCAUUUACCUUUGUAGAUAUCGGAGAUUAUGGAUCACUAUCAGAUACAAGCAUUCUUAGUGUAUCGGGAUUUGGACAAGCUCUAGAACAUGAUGAAUUAAAUCUGCCACCACCAAAGUUAUUGCCAAAGUCAACAAUAUUAGCACAUCACUACUUUGUAGGUGAUGAAAUUUUCCCGUUGCGCUUAAAUCUUUUGCGACCAUAUGCAAGGAAAAACUUAUUGGGAAUCAAACAAAAAGUUUUUAACUAUAGACUCUCAAGGGCACGACGUACUAUUGAAAACGCUUUUGGAAUUCUCGUAACUAGAUGGAGAGUACUAAGAACUACACUAGCCAUGCACCCAAAUAAUGUAGAGGCUGUAAUUUCUGCUGCAGUCUGUUUACACAAUUUCAUCAUGAAAUGGGAAGAACAUACUAUCGGAUUCCAAUCAUACUGUCCACCUGGUUACGUAGAUCAUUAUAAUGAAGAUGGAAAUGUUGUUUCUGGUUUAUGGCGAGAUGAAAACGUUCCUAGAUGUAUAACACGACUCAAUCGAGUAGGAUCUAACCGUGCUGCAACAAUUUCAUUGGAGCAACAAGAUACGAUAUCUGAAUAUUUUAUGACAAAUGAAGGACAGAUUCCUUGGCAAUGGUAUAUUGUGUACGCAGAGAUCGCAUAA